GGCAACAGUUAGCUUGUCAUUUUUUUAUUUUCAACAAUUUUGCUGACAAUAUUCACUACGUACGUUUCCAUGUCGCUGACGUGAGAAGCGGACUGUACCUAACCUAGAAACCCGUCCAUGAGAAAUAAACGAGUUUCCUCUCUACAAGAUUUUCGUACACCUAUGGUACUAGUCUGUCGUUUGCCGCGUUUGGCGGGAUUUGCUCGCACUUCUGUUCUCGUGUGAUGUGGUUAGUUUGAAAUUCUUCCAUCGCCAUAUUAAUUUAUUUUGCGUGCGAUUAUUUUUAACUGCAUAGAAAAAUGGAGAAUGAAACGGAAAUUGUUGACACUGAAUUUUCCGAUUACAUAGAGAAUACAAUGGGCAUAAGGGCCCACGCAAAAUUUAUCGACGAAUCCUUAAAAGAAAAUAUAAUACCUAAAAAGAGAAAACGAAAUGAAGCAUCAGUGGAAGCUAAACGAGCAGCGGAAGAACAUUAUAUCGAAGCGUUACAAGACCAACAAUACAAAAGAUUAAUGCAUUUGUUAAAUAGAAGCAAAUUUUUCUCUACGUACAUCGUUAAUAAAAUUGACGAUAAUAUGAAGGGAAAAGGCACUAAGGUUAAGAGACAGUACAAAAAGAAGGCGCAUAAGCAAGAUGAAAAUGCGGUACAACCAGAAGGGAAAAAAAGGAGGAGCCAAGAUAUACGAAAUUAUAUAUCUCAGAAUGUACAAGAAAAGAUACAAAUGAAUAAGAGUAAAUUGAAUGAAGAAGAUAUUCAGAAUGCAUUAGUUGUUGACUCUGACAGCGAUGCGGAAAGCGACAAUAAUAAUUUUGAAAUGCCAAAAUAUUUUAAUGGAACAUUGCGAGAUUAUCAAAUACGAGGGUUUAAAUGGUUAAAGGUCCUUUACGAAAAUGGCAUAAAUGGCAUUUUAGCAGAUGAAAUGGGACUCGGAAAAACAGUACAAGUAAUAGCUUUGUUAUGUCACUUAUUUGAAAACGAACAGGAGGGGCCUUAUUUAAUAAUUGUUCCUUUAUCAACUUUGCCGAAUUGGAUAAUGGAAUUUGAAAGAUUUGCACCGACGUUACCGCUCGUGGUACACCAUUGUCCAAAAAAUGAAAGAUUCAUAGCGCAUAAACAAAUUAAACAGAAAUAUAAAGUUACAGACAGUUACAGUAGCCAACCGGUUGUGCUCAGCACAUUUGAAAUAUCGCUGAUGGAUAAAACUUUUUUUAAAACCCAACAUUGGAAAUAUAUAAUAAUCGACGAAGGACAUAGAAUCAAAAACCAUAACUGUGAUCUUUUCAAGGUGCUAAAGAGCUGUAAAUCCAUGAACAGACUUAUAAUGACAGGCACACCGUUGCAAAAUAAUUUAUCAGAAUUGUGGGCAUUAUUAAAUUUCCUGCUGCCAGAAAUUUUUGACGAUUUAGCUGUAUUCGAGUCAUGGUUUGAUGCAAAGGCACUUCAAUACAAUGAAGGCGCCAAGAAAUUCUUAAAGCUCGAAGAAGAGAAACAUGUCUUGGCAUCGUUGCGUGAAAUACUAGAACCAUUUAUGUUGAGACGUGAAAAGUCUGAUGUUUGUUUAGAAAUUCCGCUGAAAAAAGAAGUGAUUAUUUGUACUCCUCUCUCAGACCUUCAACAUCUUUUAUAUAAGGAAGUAAUAAAUCGUCAUUUGUACGAGUACUAUACAAACGAAGAUCCAAGUGUAUACAUAAUUGAUGGCAAAAGGCCAACGAGGCAGUCUGUCUUAAAAAAUAUGAGUAAUGAUGAUCAUAAGCAAAAUAGUGUUACAGAGGAUGAAUCGUCGAAUGAUUCAGUUUCAGAAGGCAAAUUAAAAGACAGAUUGUUAAGCACCUAUCGAUAUUUUGGUAUUUCAAAAUCUAAUCCAGAUUACUUCUUCAACAUUACACGUAAUCGAUUUCCUAUGUAUAAGAAGAUUGUGAACCAUCCAUAUCUAGUCCGCUAUCCAUUGAAUGAUUGUGGUUUACCGUUAAUAGACGAAAACUUAGUUAAAGCAUCUGGUAAACUGUUAGUACUAGAUGCAAUGCUUCCGAAGCUUAAAAGCCAAGGACAUAAAGUUUUAUUGUUUUCUACGAUGACAACACUAUUGGAUGUGAUAGAAGAUUAUCUGUCGAUGCGUCCUUAUGAAUAUGUUAGGUUAGACGGUGGAUGUGACGUUAGUGACAGGAAACAUAGUAUCGAAGAAUUCAAUUCAAACCCGAAUAUAUUUUUGUUCCUGUUAUCUACAAGAGCAGGAGGCGUUGGAUUAAAUCUUACUGGUGCAGAUACUGUCAUCAUGUACGACUCCGAUUGGAAUCCACAAAUGGACAUACAAGCUAUGGCCCGUUGCCACAGAAUAGGCCAGUCGAAACCGGUAGUGAUAUAUAAAUUUUGUACAGAAGGAACUAUCGAUGAAUUCAUUAUGAAUCGUGCAGAAACAAAACGUGUUCUAGAAAAAAUGGUAAUCUCCAAGAAGACCAAAGUAUUAAACCUAAAGAAUAAAGAAACGUUAUUGGAAUUACAAAGGUUUUUGGAAUCGAAAGGCUGUCGAGUAGGUCCAUCUAAAAAUGAAGUUUUUACAGAAGACGAGCUUAACAAAUUAUUAGAUAGAAGUGAUUUAUAUCAAAACUUAGAAUCUAAAGAGCCAUAAUGUAUUUUACAUUUUCUCCUUGAAAAGGUUACGAACAGUAUAAAUGAGAGAUUUUUUAAUUUUACUAUAAUAUUUAUUUUUCUACUCGUUUAAGUUAAGUGUGAGGAAGUUAUGAAAUUAUAAUAUCUAAUAAAGAUAUAUUAUUCUAC
Molecule: messenger RNA, 2776 nt
Organism: Nomia melanderi (Alkali bee)
Lineage: Eukaryota; Metazoa; Arthropoda; Insecta; Hymenoptera; Halictidae
Product: lymphoid-specific helicase
Biological process (GO): pericentric heterochromatin formation; DNA methylation-dependent constitutive heterochromatin formation; lymphocyte proliferation
Cellular component (GO): nucleus; pericentric heterochromatin
Molecular function (GO): ATP binding; chromatin binding
Source: RefSeq, a predicted model, not a curated record